UGCCGCCCUAUUUCAAAAUUUUUAUUUCAUCGCAUGCGCAUUCCCGGUUUUAUUAUUAAAAUUAUUAAAACAUCGCCAUUAAAAUUUUUAGAGGUUAGAUACAUAAAGUAAACUAAAGACAAAUUGAUUGUAAUGCAGCAUGAACAGUUCCAUGAUACAACAAAUUUAAAGAAACGGAAACCGAAUCGUCUACGAGGAACUCCAGCAAAUAAAUACAGUUAUGGACUAGCGGCUGUUUGUGUUGUAGGAUUUGCACUUGCCUGUGAAUUGUAUAUAAACUCUGACUGGGCAAAACCUCGUCUUGAACGUCUUUAUGAUCGCGUAAAAUUGACAGAAGCCCAGGAAGAGCAGCGGCUUAUGAUGUCUGAUUGGGCGUCUAAUUCAAUAAUAAAAAACCUACGGGCAAAGAAAGAAGGAGUUGUGCGUGAAGAUAAUACAGUCUACCACACAGCCGAUAUCGAAUAAAUACCACUCGUUUGAAUUCAUAUAUUUAUAAAAUAUAAAUUAUGGAUUCUCAAUCAAAAAAUAGCAGAAGUACGCGGGGGAAUUCAACUAAAACUAGUACGGGAUUAGAUCCAGAGAGUAGAAAAAGUGAUAAGAGACCGGUAUCCUCAGCUAGUGAAGACAGUUUAAAUGAUUUUAAAACUCCACCGCUGCUUAGAGCUGCUAAAUUUAUUACAGAUGUUAAUACUAGUGAUUUGGAUGGUAAUUUUUCACCUGGACAAGUUUCUGGAGCUGUGGAAUCUUCAGGAAAUACUAAAAAUUUAAGAUCAAUUGCCAGUAAUCAACCUGGAUUAGGAUCCAGAGCAAUAAAAUCAUCAGCAAAUACCAAAAAUCCCAAUUUUUAUGAUGAUAGUCAACCUGGAACAUCAUCGAGAGCAACUAAAUCAUCAGUUAAUUCAAAAACUCUUGGAUUAAAUGAUGAAAAUCAACCUGGACCAUCAGUAGACACCAAAAAAACAACUAAAAGACCAGUAUCUCCACCUGAUGACAGUCUAGCUGAUUUUAAAUCACCAAAAUUGGAAAAUAAACGUCCAACUGUUACACUUAUUGACAAGCCACGUGCUAAACCUAAAAAAACAAAACCACGUGGGAAAACUAAAAAAGAAUCGAAUCAAAUGUCUUUAGAGUCGUCAUUUUUCAAGCCAGCGACUUCCUUCGCUUGUCCGCUUUGUCUGAAGACGUUCGUAGAUUCUGCAAGCCAGUUAGCGCACUCUAAGACAUGUGCAUCUAAAAAUAAUGUGUCGACACGUAAAUUAAUAGAAGCUGCAGCUCUGCAUGAACGUCAGGCUGAGGAACGUCGUGCGAUUGGACUUCCAGCUCAGCCGUUUGCUCAACCGCGCAGGAAGUCAACAUUCAAAAAGGCGGACUUGAAAGCAGGUGAUCCAGAUGUUCAGCUGGCACUCGCGUUGUCUGAAUCUCUUCAAGAAGCCCAAAAUCUUGAGGAGUUUGAUGCCGCAGUUGCUUUGGCUGCUGCUUCUGCUGAUGAUCUAGGUCUAGGACCUCUGGAGAUGACGUCAUCACAGCGAAAAAGUACUUUGCGUAGUUUUGGAUUCGUUAGCAGUAAACCUGUCAUUGAUGCUCCGGAUAAACCUAAAAGAAAAAAAUUAAAUGCGCAGACGGUGCUGCAGACUAGGACUCAGGAAACCAGGCAGCGAUUGCUCGCUGAACGUAUUGCUGAAGUUAUUGUAGAUAACGCUGACAUGACGUUCAAAGUUGGAGCUGAUCUAGGUCUAGAAGAUCCAGAUGGAAGAAUUAAACUGACUAGCGAGGUGCUGAAGAAAAUUCUAGAGCCUGAGAGAAAGUUGUGGAAUGGGUCAGCGAGAAAAGCGAGGGGUGAGUUUUAUUAUGUUAAUGAUCUAGGAGAAUUUAUUAAGCCGGUGGAAAGUCUAGAGGAUACUUGUGGAGUUAGUGAGGAUCCGGAGAUUCUAGAAAAUUAUUUAGGAGAUUUCAAAGAUGAAGUGGGGAAUAAUAAGACAGUGGGAGAAGUUGAAAAAGCUCUGGAGUCAUCACAAAAAAUUCUAGAACGUUCCCAAAGCGUUCUAGAAGCUGCUGAAAAAAGUAUGGAAAUAGAUUCUAGUUUGAAACAUUCAAAAUCUUGGGAUGAAAAAAACUACAAUUUUCUAGGAGAAAAUAUUCUAGGGGCUGAUAAUUGUCUAGAGGUUAAAUCUCCUAGAGCUAAAAAUAAUUUUAUUAAGACUCCAGAUAAAAAAAUUCUAGAUGCGUCGAAAAUAAAUCCAGAAGUUGGAGAAAAUAUUCUAGGAGUUGAUAAUUGUCUAGAGGUUAAAUCUCCUAGAACUAAAAAUAAUUUUAUUAAGACUCCAGGUAAAAAAAUUCUAGAUGCGUCGAAAAUAAAUCCAGAAGUAGGAUCUCCUAGAAAAUUAAAUGCCGAUGAAAUUUUUAUGAAAAUUCCAGGUGAAAAUAUUCUAGAUACGCCAAGAAAAAAUUUAGCUUCUAGAACAAUUAUACGACGUAAAAAAAUAAAAUCGGAUACGAGCGUUAAUAGUUCUAGAGAAUCUAAAGUUCUAGAUAAUUUUUUGGCGUCUAGUUGGCGCAAAAUGUUGAAUUCCUCUCAAUGUAGUGACGUUAUUAUUUUAUUGGAUGAUAAUAAUUUUAUUUAUGGUCAUUCGGUAGUUUUUUGGACUCGUUGCGAGUCUUUGUAUCAUGACUUAUCAAUCUAUGAGAGUAAUUAUUCAAAAAAUCUAGAUAAUUACGAUAAAAAAAUUGAUGAAAUUAUAAAAUAUCAAAUUAAUUGGUCGGAUGUUGAUUAUAAAUCAGCUCUAAUAUUUUUAGAAUUUAUUUACUGUAAUUAUAUAGAAGAUUUUAACUUUCUAGAAGAUAAGAAAAUAUUUAAAAAUUUUAAUUUUCUUGUUAAAAAAUAUAAAUAUGAAGAUUUGAUAAAUUAUUUAAAUGAAGUUCGUAAAAAUAAUAAAUUUGAAGGUAUAGAUAAAAAUGUCGAUAAUUUAGAACUUUAUAUCGAUCAAUCGAUUGAUCAAAAUGUUAAAAAAUCGAUUAGUCAACCAGUCAACAUAUCGAUAAAUGAACAAAUCGAUGUAUCAAAUAAACUUGUCGAUAUAUCACAUGAAGAAAUUAAUAAAUCGAUUGGUAUAAAAAUUGAUAAAUCGAUAAGUGAAAAAAACGAUAGAUCGAAUAAUUUAUCAUUUAAAUCGCCAGUUAAUAAUUUAAAAUAUAAUUAUACAAAUUUUAGUUUUUCACCAGACAUUUUUGAUGAUAUGGAUUCAAUGAACUGUGAUAAUUUAUCUGAUGAUAAUAAUCGACAUAUCGAAAGUGAUUUAAAAUCUCGAAAUACUGAAGUUGAAGAAAUCGAUACUGUCGGUAAUAAUUUUCAAACACGAAGUACUGAAGUUGAAGAAGAAAUCGUCACUGUUGGUAAUAAUUUUGAAACAGAAAGUACUGAAGUUGAAGAAGAAAUCGUCGCUGUCGGUAAUGAUUUUGCAACACGAAGUACUGAAGUUCAAGAAGAAAUCGUCACUGUCGGUAAUGAUUUUAAGAAACGAAGUACUGAAGUUGAAGAAGAAAUCGAUACUGUCGAUAAAGAAGAACCAGUCAAAAAGAAUGUUGAUGUUGAUAAAGAAGAGAGAGUGAAAAAUAUCUUAAGAAGAUCAUCGACUUGCCCAGAUAAUUUGAAUAAUGUCGAAAAAACUAAAACAAUUCGCAGUUUUUCUGAGAAUUUAAAUGAAACGUUGAAGAAAACACGAAGUGAUUUAAGUCUUUUUAUUGAAAAAAUAAAAAAGAGAAAUGCUAAAGACAUUCUAGAUGACAGUGAAGAUGAUGAUUCAUUUCUUCCCGAGUGCAAAAAAGUAAAUCCGUUUAAAAAAGUUGAUGAGUCGUUGAGUGACAGAUACCGGAAUGUUAAAAUAGAUACUGCUAAUAUUAAUUUGCGACGUGGAAGCAGAUUCUGGGCUAAGAAGAAGACUAGUGUUGAUGCAGUUGAUAAACUUGAGGUUAAGGUUAAAAAGUCUGCGUUGAGUGUUUUUGAAGAUGAUAUUCGGGAUAAAGUUGCCUCGAAUCCGGAUAAGUAUCAGGGAUUUGGUGAUGUUGACUUCGAGAGUGAUUUUGAAAUUGAAGAUGAUGUUGACAAGGUUGAUAGGGUUGAUAAAAAUGAGGUUGAUGUUGGUGAAGAAGAUAAAGGGGGCAGCAAAAAUAAACCAACUGAAGAUUUGAAUUUAAAUUUAACGCAAAGCUAUGUUGAUGUUGAUGAAGAUGAAGAUGUUUUUGAUGUUGAUGAUCCAAACAUGUCAAUGUAUUCUAAAUACAAACUUACACAUAAAGACAACAGUAUUGCGUACUACAGAAAUUUAAUUAAAAAGUCAGCUCUCACUGGAGUUGAUAAAAAUAAAAAAAGUGUUGACUCUGAGGUCGAUGACUCGGAGGUUGAAGAUGAUAAUCAUCAUGAAGAAUCUUUAGUUUCGUUUAGUCAGAAGAAAAAAUCAGUUGACUUGGAAGUUGAUGUUGACUUAAAAGUCAAUGUUGAUUUGGAGGUUGAUGAUGAUAAUUAUAAUCAAUCAGUUAUUUCAUUUAGUCAGAAGAAAAAGCCAAUUGACUUGGAAGUUGGUGUUGACUCGGAGGUUGAUGAUGAAAAUCAUCAUGAAAAAUCUUUUGUUUCAUUUAGUCAGAAGAAAAAAUCAGUUGACUUAGGAGUAGAUGUUGACUCGAAGGUUGAUGUUGAUAAAGUUGACAGAAAGUGUCCUGUUGAGCUUGACGAUGAGUUAGUAAUUGAAAUUGAUGAAAUUGAUAAAAAUCCGGAACACUCUAUUCUGAGUCAGAAAUCACAAGUUGACAUUGAGUUUGAAGAUGAUGAUUUUGAGGACGAUGAUUACAAUGAUGUUGAUAGAAUUAUUGAACAAUCUUUUAAUCCAUAUAAACCGGAAGUUGACUUUGAUGUUAAUGAAGAUAAAAGUUUUAGAUUCAAUAAUUUUUCUGUUUACAAUGACGUUGUUGAUGUCAAUUCAGUGUCGGAUGAUGAUUUUGAUUUGAAUGAAAUUGAUAAUAUUGAAAAUCAAGUUGAAAAAUUAGACGAUAGAACAAGCGGAAAUGAAGAUGUUGAUGAGAUUCCAAACACUCCUAGCAAAAUAAAAAGACGUAGAAUAUCAAAAAUAAAUCAACUCUACCUAUCUGAGUUGUCUAGAUACGAUUUAUAUGAUUCAGACAUCAACAGUCAACAUGAAGAAAAUGACAAACCCGAAGUACACGAUCUGACAAUCAGCGACGAUGAAGACAAAGGGGUUGAAAAUUUAGAUUUCAUCAACUGGAGCGACGCGUCCGAUCAUGUUGACUUGUCACAAAAAUUACCUGUCGCUAAAACAAAUUCAUUUGAAAGGUCAACUUCUAAAAGACCGCGAUCGAAAACUAAUGAUGUAAACUUAUCAACCAUCAACGAGUCAUCAUCAGACGAAGAAGUUUACUCGAUUAAAAAAAAAAAAAAUUCAAAUCUUCUUGACCUACUGAGCGACGAUGUCGAUAACGAAGCGGCGAGUCAACAGCCAAUGGAGUCGCAAGGUAAGACGAUAACAUCUGACGUAACGAAUAUUUUAAGAGAAUGCGGAGUGAUAUCUCAAACCCCCCAAAAAAAGUCAACUCCAAAUUCAUCACUUGCAAGUCCCAUUUUGGUGUCCGAUGAUUCGUCUCAAGAUUCUCCUCUACAAGCAUCGCCGGUUAGUCAACCCGUCAACCAAAUCGAUCCUGAUUUAGAAUUUACUCGGUUUGCAUUCGAAGGUGGCGCUGAUAUUCCAUUUGAUAAUUUAGUAACGUCAACACAAGUUGACUAUCCGUCAUCUUCCAGGAAGUUGACUUGUGAUUCUGAUGACGAAAAAAGUCUCUGUAAAUUACGAAGAUCUUCAACAGUUUCGCCGGUUAAAAGAAGAAAUACUCGAGUGUUGAUAAACAAAAGCAAGUCAACAGAUUUUAUUUAUUCGAGCUCUCAAAAGAAGAAGUCUACUGGCAAUUAUCAACUCGAAGAAGAAAUAAAUCUUGAUAAAGAAGAAAUAUGUAAUUAUUUAAAAUUACCGAUGGAUAAAGUCCAGCUGUCAUCAAAUGUUGACUCUAAAGAAGAUUUCAAUCUUCUGUCCAGCCCAGAGUUGAAGAAGAAAUUAAACUCCUAUGGAAUGAAGAAUCAGAAGCGUCAUCGUGCAAUAAAACUACUUAAUUACAUUUACGAAACAAUGAACCCAUUAGUCCCCGAAGAAAUCGCGCGUAAAAAGAAUAAUUUUAAAUCCCGAGUCAGCGAUGCACAGGAAGAAUAUAACUGGAGAAUAGAUUCGCUUUUGCGGACAGACGAGGAAGAAAUGGGUGAAGAUAAACUCAAGCGUCGUCUCAGUACAGACCCAAGAGAUGAUUAUGCGAGAAGAAAAUCUCGAAGUCCGAGUCACGGAAGAAAUGUUUCUCAAGAAAGAAAUGAUGAUUGCGAGUCUAUUUCUUCUGGAAUACCUGAAGAAAUGGAUCUUUCUGAUGACGAAUAUGAUCAGAAAGAUAUAAAAAAUGUAAAAGAUAUUUUUCAAGUUUUAAUUAAUGAAGACGAUGAUCUUCAUAGAAAAGUUUUGAUGUACGAGUCGCUUCCCCUGGAAACUUUACACGCGAAAAUAAAAAAUAAUGGCGUUAAAUGCAGCGUGAGAGUUUUAAUGGAUUAUUUGAACGAAGAGUGCAUUAGUUUUUAUGUCGAGGCACCGAAGAAAUGGUCCAAUGGCCGAAGAAAAAUAAAAAAAAAAUAAAAUUUUAUAAU
Messenger RNA from Microplitis mediator, 6739 nucleotides. Its product is annotated as protein PFC0760c-like. Gene Ontology annotation, cellular component: nucleus; Slx1-Slx4 complex. The coding region runs from base 507 to 6728 and encodes 2073 amino acids. The transcript has 4 exons. Lineage: Eukaryota; Metazoa; Arthropoda; Insecta; Hymenoptera; Braconidae. The record is from RefSeq and is a predicted model, not a curated record. Gene Ontology annotation, biological process: DNA replication; interstrand cross-link repair; resolution of meiotic recombination intermediates. Gene Ontology annotation, molecular function: enzyme binding.